AUGCUAGCAACAAAAACAUUAGUUGGUAGAACACCUGUAAUGGCUUCAGGACGUUUACAGCAUUUUUCCCGUAUGAUGGCUUCCGCAAGUAAAGUGGAGGAGGAAGAUGAUGUUCGGUUUAAAGUGAGUGGAGCUGCUAGGAUCAUUUCUUUGAAUAGAGCAAGGAAAUUGAAUGCACUAAAUGCUAGCAUGUGCGAAAAGAUUAUUCCAAGACUUGUUGAGUUUAAUAGAUCAAAAGUUGCAGAUCUUAUUAUUCUCAAAUCUCUUUCUCCUAGAGCAUUUUGCUCUGGUGGCGAUGUUAUACAAUGUGCUAAGGACAACAUGGCAAAUGAAUCGCAAAAGGCGGUCAAUCUUUUCCACAAGGAAUACAGCUUGGAUUAUCUAUUGGCUGUUUAUGGCAAGCCAAUUGUGUCACUUGUGAAUGGUAUCGCUAUGGGCGGAGGUGUCGGACUUGCUGUUCAUGGUCCCUUCCGUGUUGUGUGCGAAACAACACGCAUUGCUAUGCCUGAAACGAGAAUAGGCUUCUUUGAUGAUGUUGGAACAUCAUUCUGGCUUCCUAAGCUCGAUGGAAAUUUGGGAUACUACUUAUCUCUUACUGGCGAUGAUUUGCGUGGAAUCGAUACUCUUCUUUGUGGAUUUGGAACACAUUAUGUGCCAUAUGAUCGGUUUGAUGGCUUGGUUGAGCGGCUUUCUUCUCUUCAAGUGAAAAAACUGGCCACUGGAGAAAACGACACCGUCUUCUACAACAAGCAUCAGUACUAUUCGUUGGUCAAUGAGGCGAUCGAGGAAUUUACAUCGGAAAUUCCAACGCAUCACCAGUUCAAAUACACACCCGAACAACUAAACACCAUCGAGAAAUGCUUUAAUCCAGAUACUCAUGAAUCCGUCGCAAAGAUAAUUGAAGACUUGAUUGCGGAUGGUUCGGAGUUUGCCAUUUCCACGGCCAAGAAACUCGAGGCAAAGUCUCCAAUAUCACUUGCGGUUAACUGGAGCUUGAUGCUAAAAAAUAGGAAGAGAACAAUCUACGAAUCCUUGAACAAUGAAUUGAAGGUGGCAGCAAAAAUGAUGAUUGACUACAAGCCGAACGAUUUUACUACAUCAGUGAACGCAAGACUCAUCAAGAAGAUACCCGAUUCUACCAACAUUAAGUACAAGUAUCCAGAUUUAAAGUCGGUUCCAGCUUCUGUGGUUGACAAUCUUACUUCUAACGAGAUAUUCAACCCGGACUUGUCAUCUGGUGAAGAAUUGGAGGACAAAAUUGCACAACUUCAGAAUCUCAACAUAUCACAGUUUACCUCUUGCCCUGUUUUGAUUAGAAACUACCAGAAUUAUCCUUACAACAUGGGACUUCCAACAGAGAAGCAGGUGGAAUCAUACGUGAAAACUUCGGCUGGUAUAAGUGGACUUGGACCGUCAUUUUCUGAAACUUUGGAACAUUUCCAAGAUGAGUUUAAGGACAGGGCUGGAGUCACCUAUAAGGUGAAGAGCAUCCUAAAUCGGAAGACAAAGCAUGGAUCUGCCACAGACAAGGCCUUGCAUUGGAUAGAGUAG
This is a messenger RNA of Brettanomyces bruxellensis, 1551 nucleotides long. RefSeq lists its product as uncharacterized. Lineage: Eukaryota; Fungi; Ascomycota; Pichiomycetes; Pichiales; Pichiaceae. The coding region runs from base 1 to 1551 and encodes 516 amino acids. The record is from RefSeq and is a predicted model, not a curated record. Gene Ontology annotation, biological process: L-valine catabolic process. Gene Ontology annotation, molecular function: 3-hydroxyisobutyryl-CoA hydrolase activity. The transcript has a single exon. Gene Ontology annotation, cellular component: mitochondrion.